GGCUAGCCUGGAAAAGUGACUUUCGGUUUUGCUUUUCCAGCCUCUGCGCCACAGCCCGGGCUAGUGAAGAUCUCCGACCCCAGACCAAGAUGACGAGCUGCGGCCUCCUGAACAGUUCCAACAAGCCGGUGCCCCUGCGCAGCGGCUCGGUGACGGUGCUGAUCCGAGGCUUCGUGGCGGAUGUCGGCUGCGAGCUGCUCUACAGGAAUGAGGAGCUGGAGCCAGUGGAGGCCGUGUUCGUGUUCCCUGUGGACGCCGAGGCGGCCGUCUACGCCUUCCAGGCCAGCCUGGGGGGCGCCUGCAUCGAGGCCCAGCUCCGCGAGAAGAAAAAGGCACAAGAGCUGUACGGGGAUGCGCUGGCCGCGGGGCAGAGCUCAUUCUUGCUGCAGCAGGAGGGGACUGGGGGCGAUGUUUUCAGCUGCUCCCUGGGUAACCUGUCCCCCGGGGAGGAGGCGGUGCUGACCCUGCGCUACGUCUGCGAGCUGCCGCUGGAGCCCGAUGGAGCUGCCCGCUACAUGCUGCCAGCUGUGCUGCGCCCCCGCUAUACGCCCCAUGGGUGGGACGGGGAGGACGUCACCCAGGGGGUCCCACGAGUCCCCCAGGGGGAGCUGCCCUACACCCUGAGCCUGAGCGUCACGCUGCAGUCACCCCAUGGCCUCGACCGCGUACUCUCCAACUGCUCCCUCACCCCCCUGAGCUACACGGCUGGGAACCGGACCACCGCCCAGGUGUCUCUGGCUGAGGCCCCCCCGUGGGACCGAGACGUGGAGCUGCUGGUGUAUUACGCGGAGCCGCACAAACCUAGCGCGGUGCUGGAGGUUGGGUUGCCCGGAGCAGAGCCAGGCUCCCUGAUGGGUGACCCAGCCGUAAUGGUGACCCUGCUGCCCAGCCUGCCCGAGGCUGUACCAGGCCAGAGCUCGGCCGGGGAGUUCAUCUUCCUGCUGGACCGCUCCGGCAGCAUGGAGUGCCCCAUGGACGGCCGAGACCGCUCCCCCCAGCGCAUCGACAGCGCCAAGGAGACCCUGGUCCUGCUGUUGAAGAGUUUGCCCCUGGGCUGUUAUUUCAACAUCUACGGCUUUGGGUCUCGGUUCGAGUCCUUCUACCCGCAGAGCGUGGGAUACACCCAACAGACCAUGGCCGAGUCCCUGCAGCGUGUCCAGCAGCUCCAGGCUGACCUGGGGGGCACCGAGAUCUUGGCGCCACUACGAGCCAUUUACAGCAGCCCCUGCCGGGACGGGCACCCACGCCAGCUGUUCGUGUUCACGGACGGGGAGGUGGGGAACACCCAGGAUGUCAUAGCUGAGGUGCAGCGUCACCGGGGGGCCCACAGGUGCUUCUCCUUUGGCAUCGGGGAAGGGGCCUCCACGGCUCUGGUCAAAGGCAUCGCCCGGGCAGCAGGGGGCAGCGCCGAGUUCAUCACAGGCCAGGACCGCAUGCAGCCCAAGGCGCUGCAGUCUCUGAAGCGGGCCCUGCAGCCGGCCGUGACUGGGAUCUCGCUGAGCUGGGAUCUGCCUCCCGGGAUGGAGGCGGCGCUGCUGGGCCGGGGCCCUGAGGUGAUCUUCCCUGGGCAGCGGUGCCUCAUCUACACCCAGCUCCUCGGGCUGCCCCAGCCCCCAGACACUGCCAUGGGGGGCGUCACCCUGCAGUACCGCAUCCAGGACCAGACCUACAAGGAGACCCUGCAGUUCCCCCUGCAGCCACAGGAUGGAGACAGGCUCCCCGUUCACCGGCUGGCAGCCAAGUCACUGCUCCUGGAGCUGGAGGGGGCCAUGGACACCGGGUCGGAGGGGGACCGGCGCCGGGCGCUGGAGACCAGUCUGAGCUCGGGGGUCGUCUGCUCCCUCACGGCCUAUGUGGGGGUGGACACGGAGCGGAGGCAGCCAGUGCAAGGGCCGCUGGUGAGACGGGACAUCCCGCUGAGAGGCUUCGGGGCCGCAUCCCACAUGCGGAAGAUGUGCUGUUUUGUCACCGCGAACUCCAGCGCCCCCAUGGCCAUGUCCUGUUCCGCCUCUCUGCCCAUGGCCUGGACCCAAGGGUUCUCCGGUGUGUCCGUGGACUGCGCCAUGGCCUGCGACUUUGACGACAGCUCGGAUGUGCCAGAGCCGGCACCAGAGGAGUCUCCCCUGCUGAGGCUGGUGUCUCUGCAGAAUGCUGAUGGCUCGUGGGACCUGGACCCCCGGCUGGCCGCUGCGUUGGGGGUGAGCGAGACGGAUGCCAGGGGGAGGAUGCCCAGUAAGGGCGUGGCCCCCGGUGUCUGGGCCACAGUGCUGGCUGUGGUCUGGCUGCACGGCCGGGCCGCAGGGCAGCGCGAUGAGUGGGAGCUGCUGGAGGCCAAAGCUGUAGGCUGGAUGCGGGGCCAAGCAGGGCCCCGGCUGAGCGAAUGCCUGGAAGCCGCCAACACCCUGCUGGGCUGCAGCGUUGGCCCUGCUGUCUUCGGGCUCUGAGCCCCCCACAGAUCCUGUAAACUCCCCCCCCCAAGCAAGCUACCCUGGGCCUCCAACCCGGCUGAGCCCCGCCAAUCCCCAUACUUCCCCCACAAGCUAUCCCGGGCUUCCAGCCCUGCUGAGACCCUCCCCCCCCACCGCCCCAUGGAUCCUAAAUUAAGAGCAGCCAGUUGGUUUGCAUAAGUUUUACGAAAACAGUUUAAAUUGACCCUGUAACUUACAGCGGAGGAAGGUCAUUGUGCAGACAGGCCCUUGGUGCUGCGGGUGGAGACUGUCUCUGCCAGCCCCUCGCUGGAAUAAAGCAGUUCCCCGGG
Molecule: messenger RNA, 2758 nt
Organism: Trachemys scripta elegans
Lineage: Eukaryota; Metazoa; Chordata; Testudines; Emydidae
Gene: VWA5A
Product: von Willebrand factor A domain containing 5A
Exons: 18
Coding region: 90-2444 (784 amino acids)
Source: RefSeq, a predicted model, not a curated record